GUCCCGGGAGAAUUUGGGGCUCUUAUCGACACUUUGCAUUAUCACUACCAGAACCGAGGCCUGUACAGUGCGGUUACGUCGUUCAAAGGAUUCCAGGUGAUUUGAGUACAUUUCGUUGGGUCGAAGGACGUGCAUCUCCGAAAAUCAAGCCUGAAAAUCUUAUACGUAUAGUUUAUGCAGCACUGAAUUUCAGAGAUGUGAUGAUAGCUACCGGGAAACUUGCUCUGGAUCCCUCUGCAUCGAUUAAACGAAAUGUUGAUUCCUUAUUAGGUUUCGAAUUUGUCGGUUUUGAUGAGAAUGGACAGCGUAUAAUGGGAAUAUGUCCAGACAGAAGAAAGGAAGAGAAUUGUAGUGAAUUAUGUGUACAAGGCUUGAGAAACUCCAUAAUAAAGCCACUACCUAGAAAGGUAUUCAAAAUAACUGAAGUAGAAGAUGCCUUCAGGUAUAUGGCAACUGGUAAGCAUGUAGGAAAG
This is a messenger RNA of Dinoponera quadriceps, 473 nucleotides long. Its product is annotated as fatty acid synthase-like. The record is from RefSeq and is a predicted model, not a curated record. The annotation marks the transcript as partial. Lineage: Eukaryota; Metazoa; Arthropoda; Insecta; Hymenoptera; Formicidae. Gene Ontology annotation, molecular function: oxidoreductase activity. The transcript has 3 exons.